AUGCAGAUAAGUUGCAGUGUGAAGGAGAAGGCCCUCUGUGAGGAGGCCCACUGUGAGGAGGCCCUCUGUGAGGAGGCCCUCUGUGAGGAGGCCCUCUGUGAGGAUGACCAUUGUGAGGAGGCCCUCUGUGAGGAGGUUCUCUGUGAGGAGGCCCUCUGUGAGGAUGCCCACUGUGAGGAGACCCUCUGUGAGGAGGUCCUCUGUGAGGAUGACCAUUGUGAGGAGGCCCUCUGUGAGGAUGACCAUUGUGAGGAGGCCAUCUGUAAGGAGGCCCUCUGUGAGGAGGCCCUCUGUGAGGAUGACCAUUGUGAGGAGGCCCUCUGUGAGGAGGCCCUCUGUGAGAAGACCCACUGUGAGGAGGCCCUCUGUGAGGAUGACCACUGUGAGGAGGCCCUCUGUGAGGAGGCCCACUGUGAGGAGGUCCUCUGUGAGGAGGCCCACUGUGAGGAGGCCCUCUGUGAGGAGGCCCUCUGUGAGGAGGCCCUCUGUGAGGAGGCCCACUGUGAGGAGGCCCACUGUGAGGAGGCCCACUGUGAGGAGGCCCUCUGUGAGGAGGCCCACUGUGAGGAGGCCCUCUGUGAGGAGGCCCACUGUGAGGAGGCCCUCUGUGAGGAGGCCCACUGUGAGGAGGCCCUCUGUGAGGAGGCCCUCUGUGAGGAGGCCCACUGUGAGGAGGCCCACUGUGAGGAGGCCCUCUGUGAGGAGGCCUUCUGUGAGGAGCCUCUUAGCUUCUUCUUGUCCUCACUAUAG
Messenger RNA from Apodemus sylvaticus (European woodmouse), 750 nucleotides. RefSeq names its product keratin-associated protein 16-1-like. The record is from RefSeq and is a predicted model, not a curated record. Gene Ontology annotation, cellular component: keratin filament. NCBI's taxonomy places the organism in Eukaryota, Metazoa, Chordata, Mammalia, Rodentia, Muridae. Bases 1 to 750 code for a protein of 249 amino acids. The transcript has 2 exons.